CAAAAUCAAACUCACUUAAACAGUGACUUUCCGUUCUGUUCUUAAACCCUCCGACGAAGCUCCGGCAGAGAAACCUCUCCGCCUCUCGCAUUUUUCGGCAGCCAUGUACGGCGGAGAUGAAGUGUCAGCUAUUGUAGUUGACUUGGGUUCCCACACUUGCAAAGCUGGUUACGCCGGAGAAGAUGCCCCCAAAGCCGUUUUCCCCUCCGUUAUUGGAGAAAUAGAUGGAACUGGAAUGGAUAUUGAUGAUGCUGCUAAUACGGAGGAUGCAAAAACCAAUGUCGUGGAGUCUGAUAAAGAAAAGGGCAGACGGAAGCUUUAUGUAGGAUCUCAAGACUUGAAUGUUCGCCGCGAUCAAAUGGAGAUAUUGUCACCCGUAAAGGAUGGCAUUGUAACCGAUUGGGAUAUGGUGGACAAUGUAUGGGACCAUGCAUUUAGGAAUUGUCUAAUGAUUGAUCCCAAGGAGCACCCAAUGCUGCUAGCUGCCCCUUUGAACACACAGCAGCAAAGAGAAAAGGUGGCUGAGAUUAUGUUUGAAAAAUACAAAGUGCCAGCAUUAUUUACAGCAAAGAAUCCUAUUCUUAUAUCGUUUGCUUCGGGGCGAGCUACUUCUUUGGUUGUUGACUGUGGUGGAGGAUCCACGACUAUUUCGCCAGUGCAUGAGGGUUACGUUCUUCAAAAGGCUGUCAUAUCAUCUCCAAUUGGUGGAGACUUUCUCACUGAUUGCUUACUGAAAAGCUUAGAGAGUAAAGGGAUUAAAAUAAAACCUAGAUAUUCUUUCAAGAGAAAGGAAAUACGACCUGGAGAAUUUCAGGUUACGGAUGUAGAAGUUCCUGAUACCACAGAAAGCUACAAACUCUACUGUCAGAGGAUGAUAGUAAGUGAUAUCAAGGAUUCUAUAUGUCGAGUUCCAGACACUCCCUAUGAUGACAAAUCAUAUUCAAACAUUCCAAUGACAUCUUACGAGCUUCCUGAUGGCCAGACACUUGAAAUUGGUGCUGAUAGAUUCAAAGUCCCUGAUAUUAUAUUCAACCCUUCCAUAGUUCAGACGAUUCCUGGAAUGGAGAAUAACACAGACAUGCUUCAUUCUGUUCAAGAAUUACCACACAUGGUUUAGAGGCUCAUUUACAAUAGUGAGAUUUAUUUUGGGAAACGGAAUGGCUAUAUGUGCAGUGUGUGGAUAGGAGGGAGUAUAUUGGCAUCGCUAGGUUCAUUCCAGCAAAUGUGGUUCUCGAAGUCUGAGUAUGAAGAGCAUGGAGCUUCUUACAUCCAGAGGAAAUGCCCUUAAAAGCUGCUUGAGAUCAAGAAGAAGGACGAAUCUAUGUGUUCCAAAUGGUGUAAUAUUAUUAGUAGUUCGUCUCUGUGCUGUCAUCGCCGUAACAAGAACCUAGGGAGACAAUCAGAGAGACUAAGUAAUUAUCUAUGUAUUUUUUAAGGCAAGUGUUUAGUUGCAUACAGUAUAUGCAAACUGACAAAGAAUGGAAAAAGAUGGGCAAAAGAGAUAAACCACGUAUUCUAUGAAUCUUGUAGGAA
Capsella rubella is the source of this 1533-nucleotide messenger RNA. Its product is annotated as actin-related protein 4. Gene Ontology annotation, molecular function: chromatin binding. The record is from RefSeq and is a predicted model, not a curated record. Gene Ontology annotation, cellular component: SWI/SNF complex; NuA4 histone acetyltransferase complex. Gene Ontology annotation, biological process: regulation of transcription by RNA polymerase II. Lineage: Eukaryota; Viridiplantae; Streptophyta; Magnoliopsida; Brassicales; Brassicaceae.